Pedinophyceae sp. YPF-701 is the source of this 5748-nucleotide messenger RNA. The record is from the annotation of a GenBank genome assembly. Lineage: Eukaryota; Viridiplantae; Chlorophyta; Pedinophyceae.
AUGUGCACGCCUGGAGCACGGUCGGAGGGCCGGCGGAGCAUGCAGCUGCGACGGCGUGUGGGUCUCGUCGCGGCGCUGCUCGUCAUCCUGGCCAGCUUGCGGGCCACGCACGCUCAAGAGGCGGACUUCGCGCAAAAGUUCCUCCAGGGCGACCCAGAGACGUGCCAGGCGUACCUGGAGAGCCGCGGGAUCAACGCCCUCGCGAACCCCGCGCUCGACACACCACAGUCGUCAGCUUGGGACCCGUCGAGCGUCAUUCUGAGCUGGAGGACGCAGCUCUUCCAGGGCAAGACGGACGUGCUGUGGGGGACGCAUGUGUUCCCCGGCAUGGAGGACAUCCUGCUCCAGUCGCAGCUCGAGGCCGGGCUCGCGGACCUCGAGUCGCGGCUCCGCAACGCCGCGACGCCGUGCGGCGCCACGUGCCAGGCGGCGCAGCGCGACGCCCUGCUCGCGAUAUUCGGUGCUACGAACGGUCCGAGCUGGCCCAACACGGGCAUGAGCCGGAUCUGGACCUCCGGGGUCCACCACUGCUGCUGGCCGGGCGUGAAGUGCUGCAGCGCGGACAACACGCUGCCCGUGAUCAAGCGCUCGGGCGACAAGACCCCCGUGAAGCUCACGGACUCGCGGAUUCGCGCCGUGGCGUGUGUGCAGCCGGGGGGGGUGUCGUCGCUGGACCUGUCGCGCGCGGGCAGGGACACGGAGGCCGGGGACUCGCUGGUGACGCGCACGGGCGGGUCGCUGCCGGCCGGGGCGCUCGAGCCGCUCCGCAGCUCGCUGGAGUAUCUGAGCUUGGCGGGGCUGGGUCUGUCCGGGACCAUCCCGCGGGAGGUGCUGCGGCUGGUGAUGCUGCGGAACAUGCACCUCGAGGACAACCAGUUCACGGGAACGAUCCCGGAAGGAACGACCGGGAUCUCCGGCAGCGAUCCGGGAUGGCCCCUGCACGCGCGCAUGACGAUCCUGUUCUUCUCGGACAACCAGCUGACGGGGGUGGUGCCCGCCAGCAUCGAGCAGAUGCUCAGCCUGACGUACCUCUCGCUGUCCGGCAACUCCCUCGACAGCACGAACGCGCAGCUGUCGCUGAUGCCGCAGCUCUCCGUCAUCGAGAUCGCGCACAACGCCUUCACCUCCCUCAGCACCUCCAUCUUCAGCCCCAGCACCAUCGACGCCGCGAAGCCGCCCGGAAUCGACCAGUACUUCUCCGAGGAGACGUACGCCGACCUCGGACUCGUCCACGCGAGCGCCCCGCGCGGCCUGCGCGUCGUCAACGCGCGCCGCAACAACCUCGCCGGCACCCUCUCGGCCUCCAUCUUUGUCGCCGACAUGGAGGAGCUCGACCUCGGGCAGAACCGGCUCACGGGGACGCUCCCUGCGCUCCUCGGGAGCCAGGACCACCUCCGGCGGCUCUACCUCGACGAGAACGACCUCGAGGGCUCGCUCCCGGAGCCGCUGUCGCACUGGGCCGUCCAGACGCUCGACAUCGCCGGCAACGAGCGCAUCAUGGGGACGAUCCCCGUGACGCUCGCGGACAUGUCGGGCCUGCAGGUCCUCCGCAUGGACAACACCUCCCUCUUCGGGCCGCUCCCGGCCAAGAUGGGGGAAAUGGUGAUGCUGCAUUCGAUCGAGCUGCUGGACGCGCUGGUCUCGCACCCCAAGUCGCAGCGCAACUCCCGCGACGAGCUGCUCCCGGAGUUCAUCCGCUUCACGGAGCAGAUCGUCGUGCAGCCGGUCGACGCGGGCAUCGGGGGCGACGCGCCGCUGCAGUGCCCCGGCGUGGCGUGGGUGGGUCAGUCGCAGCGGAACCGCGUGACGAUCCGGCUCUCGCCGUUCUUCUACCACUACGAGGGCUGCCACUGCCCCGUCGGGACCGAGAUCCGCUCCGUUCCGAUCGCGAACUCGGAGGCCAUCAUGAGCCGCUGGAACCUGAUCAAGCAGUCCCCGUCCUACCCCGCCAACGACGCCGCGUGGGAGCGCGAGCACCUCCCGGCCGCGGUGCCCAUCUGCAAGGCCCAGGGGGACUCGCUGAUGAUCGUUCUGGUCGCGAGCCUCGUCCCGGCCGUCGUGGUCAUCCUCCUGACAGCGGCCAUCCUCUUCUACUUCCUGCGGCGGUCGUUCGCGGUGGCGAUGCUCGAGCGCCGGAAGCGCGCGGGGCCCCCGACGGGCUCGCGCGAGGUCACGCUGGUCCUCACCGACGUCGAGGACUCCACGAUGAUCUGGGAAACGAUGCCCGCGGAGAUGUCGGUCGCCAACGCGCUGCACGACGCGAUCAUGCGGCGGAACCUGGCGCGCUGGUUCGGGUACGAGGUGCUCACGGAGGGCGACUCCUUCCUCGUCGCGUUCCACGAGCCCGCGGACGCCGUAGGGUGGUGUUUGUCGGUGCAUCAGGAGCUGCAGGCAGCGGAGUGGCCGCCGGCGCUGUCCGCGGACAUCAUCACGGGGAGCGGGGCGAGCUCGGGCCUCAAGUCGAGGCGCGUGACGACACUCACGGACGUCAGGGGGGGGUCCUCGCCGCGCACGACCCCCGAGGACGCCUCGUCGGACGAGCCGUCCCCGGAGGUGAAGACGGCGGUGAGCGGCGGGAGCGAGGGCGACAAGAAGAGCGCCGCGAGCUCGUCGAACCCGUCGGAGACGCUCGUCAUGACCCGGCCGACGACGCGCGUCGCUCCAUCGGCGAAUGCGGACGCCAGCCACGCCACGUCGCUGAUGUCCCGCGCAAAGUCGGCGCCGCCGGACCCGGUGCUGGUCCCGAUGGGGCCCGAGGAGGCCGGCGGACACCUGUUCCGCGGGCUCCUGGUGCGCAUGGGCGUCGCGACCGCGACGGUGACGCGCUCGAAGACGCACCGCGUGACGCGCCGCAUCGAGUACGAGGGGCCGGCGGUGCAGCGCGUCAAUCUCAUCCAGGACUCGGCCCACGGCGGGCAGGUGCUGGUGUGCGAGCGCACCUUCGAGCUCCUCUCCCGCGGGCCCGUGAAGGACCUGUUGAAGAAGAUCAACUCCUUCAAACCUGCAAAGAUGCUCAAUGCGUUCCUCAACCAAGUCCAGUACGGGGUCGACGCACGCAACGCGCGCGUGUCCAACCAAACGGUCGAUCCGGCGACCAUGGGCAACCCCUCGAGGGGGCUGUCUCUCCACGUAAGCAAGAACGCCGUGGUGCCCGAGGACAGCCAGAUCACCCCCCCCGACGCGGCCCGGCCGCACCGUCACACGUUCUCCUCCCGCGUGUCCAGCCAAAACACCGCGAUCGGGUCCCGGAAGACGUACGUGACCAACGUGGACUCGGAGCACGGAUCGACCGUGAACCUCAAGGUCGAGCACGGCGCGGAGCCGCCCGCGGCGUCGCUGUCGAACAGCAACGGGCGAAAGGGCAAGGACGCGCGCGAGGGGCACGACGACAUCGUGGUGCUGGACAUGGGCGAGCAGAGCCUCGGGAAGGCCAAGACGCUCGUGCACGUGUUCCAGAUCCUGGUUCCGGGCCUCGAGGAGCGCGCGCGGUUCUUCCCCCCCGUGGAGAACCCCAUCACGCCCAGCUACUUCCACGCGCCGGGCACGCUCACGCCGAUCCUCCCGGACAUCAGCAUGUGUUCGCACUUCUCCGCGUACACCGACUGCGAGGCGUGCUGGGUGCGCGCGGCGCUCCCGGACGUGACGAUCGUGUUCUGCACGCCAUGCGACAUUGACGACAUCAUCGACGAGGCGCGCAACACCGGGAACAAGGCCAUGGCGACGUACCGCGCCGCCGUCCGCAGCACGCUCCCGCGCUUCGACGGCUACGAGUGCCAGGAGCUCAACGGCGCCUUCAUGAUGGCCUUCAGCAGCCUGCGGCAGGCCUACCUUUGGGCCGUGUCUUUCCAGUCGCUGCUGCCGACGCUGCCGUGGCCGCCGAAGCUCAUGAACAUGAAGUACUGCGCGCCUACGUGGGACGAAGACGGCGCGUUCAUCCGCGGCGGGCUCCGCGUCAAGAUUGGCGUCUGCGAGGGGCGGCCGCUGCGCGUGAUGCCGCACCCCGCGACGGGCCGCGCGGACUACUUCGGCCCGCUCGUCAACCGCGCCGCGCGCCUCUGCUUCGUGUCCGCCCAGCCUGGGCAGGUCGUCGGCCCGCUCGACCAGCUCGGACGCGCAGUCGCAGAGAUGGCCACCUCCACCGACUGCGGAGGCUUCUUCCGCAGCGCUGCCGAUCGACAGUCCGACACCGGGCAGGCACGCACCAGCGCGCUGGAGUCCAACGCGUUCCUGCCUCCCACGGGCAAGGUCGAAGCCGCGCCGGGCCAAGCGCUGCUGCUGCAGCAGGCCUCGACGGGCGGGGCGGUCCGCAGCUCGGGGAGCCUGACGGCCCCGCGGCCCCUGGCGGGCAACUUGGCUGCGGCGGGACCUGGACGCAAGGGCAAGCACCAGGCGUCGUGCUUCGAGGUGUUUGGAAACAGCGAAACUAUGUUCCAAAUGGGCCCGGAGAUCGGCAACGUCAUUGCCGCUGGACACGCGUCCGGCGCCCUCGCGUCCGGCGCGUUCUCGUCUGGCGCGCUCACGUCCGGCAGCCUCUCGAAGUCGCAAAGGGAGGACAGCUCGUCGCAAUCCCGUACGCCGCAGCAGCUUGGCUCGGGCGACGUCGUUGGGGCCCUCCCUACGGUGCAGUCCGGCAAGACGAUCGACUGCAUUCCGAACGCUACCGGAAUGCCGCCCCGCCCGCGCAUGGACCCUGCACCGGCGCAGCCCAGCCGUCUGGGCGUUGCUGCCGUGGCUUCGGGCCCGCUCAAUGCGGCCCCCGCGCGCCGCGAGGGCGGCAUGAUGCGGUCGGUGACGAUAGCCCGGGCGCACAACAGCAUCAACACGCGCGCGCAAGGCUCCGUGGCCACGGAGAUCCCGAAGGUCAUCGGGCGCGAGGCAGCAGCAUCUUGCAUGACGCUGGACAGCGCAACGUCCAGGGAGGGGCGGCGUGCGAGCGUGGCUUCGCCCGGGGCGCUGCGCUCGGCGAUGAAGAAGGAGCAAGUCGCGGCUGCGUCGACGCGGAAGAUGGUCAAGCUCGCGGCCGCCAUGACGCUCAACGAGUCAGGGGACGACGACUCGGGGCACGGGCUGGCAACCGCACCGACCGCCGGCGCGGAGGCUCUCCGGCGCGAGGUCCUCGAGGUCGCCGCGAUGGCGAAGAACAAGAGCUUCAGCACGCGCGACGUGCGCCGGGCGGGGCGCAUGUUCUCCAUGACGCGCAGCAGGCCCGCGCCCACGCGCGCCGACCUGAGAGCGAGCCGCGCGUUCAAGAUCGACAAGCGCCAGCGCCGCGGGCAGCGCGACGCGAAGCAGGACAAGAACGGCCUCACGUGGACCACGGAGUGUGUGCAUGCGCGCAUCGACCACAUCGGGCGGUUCCGCCUCAAGGGCGUGCAGGGGGAGUUCGACAUCGGCGCCCUGGCCGUCGGAGACAAGACGAACCCGAUCCCGCGCGCCCCCAAGCCCGGAGCGAUCGGCAAGAAGGGCACGUUGCUAGCGCCCCCGGCGGGAUUGGUCAUGAAGCUCCAGAUCCUGCUCCCGACGGCGACGCUCGGCGGCGGCGCGGCGGCGUUCAUCGGGCGCACUGACGACGUGCGGCAGAGCGAGCUCGAAAGCAGGAUGCUGCGAUCCAGCGCCGCGGGAGACGCUGGGUCUGGGAACGAGGACAGCAGCAGGCCUGCGAGCGUGGCGUUCACCUCAGGCCACGCGCCGAGUCCGGCACCCGUGAUCAUGGGCGCCCCGGGCCCGCCGCCCGUCGCGAGGCCGUGA